Molecule: messenger RNA, 6148 nt
Organism: Drosophila teissieri
Lineage: Eukaryota; Metazoa; Arthropoda; Insecta; Diptera; Drosophilidae
Exons: 3
Coding region: 185-6148 (1987 amino acids)
Biological process (GO): DNA integration
Molecular function (GO): nucleic acid binding; zinc ion binding
Source: RefSeq, a predicted model, not a curated record
ACACUGAGUGGGAAGGGAAACUGCGAAUAAAACAUAAGACCCAAAUACUCUGUUUGUUAUCGAACACGAGGUGUUUUCUUGGGCGUUACUUUGCAAUGCACCCCGUGAUAGUUCGAGCGUCGUCAUUUUCUUUUAUUCGCACUCUGCAUUCGCAAGGUGCAUUGGAUUUGCACUCUGCGAGAAGAUGCCAAUGAAGCAUUCGCCCCGGCGGAGCCCCAGACUGGAUGUCGGGGGUGCUCCCGCAACUGCGACCACCACAGCCACAGCAACUGGCAAGCCGGCCAGCUCUGCGAGUGUGGCUGGUGAUCGGCAGCGGCCACAGACUCCGAAGGAAAGUGGAGUAGCCGCCAGUGAAGCGGCAAGUAACCUGCAGCCCGCAGCUACGGGGCAGCUUACGGACUCCACGACUGUACAAGUGGCGGCCCUCAUGGAAAGGAUCGCACAUCUAGAGUCGGAGCUGGUGAAGGCAAGGGCAAAUGAAGGGCAUGCAGAGGCCGCCAGGGAUCCCGUUGGAGUCGGGGCACGCGGCGUUGGAGUGAGCGGUACGGCGAAUACACCGCCAUGUUUGAGUGAAACGGUGCCAUGUCUGAGAGCAGCACCACGACAGGGCUCGAGUGAGAGCCUGCCCAGGCAGAUUAUGAGUGACAAUCUGCAACCGGAGCUUGGAGUGACGCCAUCUUUGGAUGCGCAGUUGCCGGCACAAUUGAGUGCAAGUUUGCCGCCACAAUUGAGUGGAAAUUUGGCGCCGACGCUUGGCGGCCAUUGGGCAAACGGGCAACCUGUCACACGGAGUUGUACAACAACAACAGUGAGCUAUUCUCCGCCAUUUUGUGUUACCGCCACGGCGCAGCCUGAACGAGGUUAUGUUCACCCGCCACGGGAGCCAACACACAAUUUGGAGGUAUCAACGCCAUCGCCCCUAUCAUAUGGAAUGGCGGCGACGAGCAUACCUGGAUGGACGCCACGCAGACUGCCUGAUCUUCCCGAGUUUGAGGGUCAGCCAGAGGAAUGGCCAAUAUUCUUGUGCGCGUUCACGGAGACAACGGCAGCUUACCAGUGUACAGAUUUGGAGAAUAACCAGAGGCUAGUGAAAGCCCUGAAGGGUGAAGCCCGAGCAGCUGUGAAGUCGCUGCUCAUCCACCCCAGCAAUGUGCAAGCUGUUAUGGAGCAGCUACGAUUCCGGUAUGGACGUCCGGAGCUUUUGAUCCGUAGCCAACUGGAGAGCGUGCGCGAUGUGCAGCCAAUACAGGAGGCCAACAUCGCAAGGAUCGUGCCGUUCGCCACAAGGGUGAGCAACCUGGCAGCGUUCCUGCAGUCAACCACGACCGGCAGCCAGCACUUAGGGAAUCCAACCCUAAUGGAGGAGCUGAUCGCCAAGUUGCCUGUGAGCAAGAGGUUGGACUGGGCGAAGCACGCGGCUACGAUACAGCCAUAUCCGACAGUGGUGCAUCUAAGCGAGUGGCUUCAUGAAUUCGCUAAAUUGGUGUGCACUGUCACGGACGUCGGAAUCAAGGAGCACCCGAGACGAAGGGUAUUGCACGCGAAUAGUGUUCGCGAGGAGGAGCGGUAUGCAGACCGCCCCAGAUGUUGCCCCUUGUGUGAGGGACAACACAGCAUCAAGGACUGCAAGGAAUUCAACCGAGCUUCUACAACGAGGCGGAUCGAGUCCGCGAAGAGGUUGAGGUUAUGUUUUUCGUGUCUGGAGUAUGGACAUAUGGCCCGGUUCUGCACGAAGGAUCGAGGAUGCAACGUCUACGGAUGCCGGAUGAGGCAUCAUUACCUACUCCAUGACCCAGCUGGACAUCCCAGACGACCGCCAGUCGCAGAUGGAGGCCGCAGGAGGGAUCAGCGGAGCAGUCAAGACCGGCAGCUGUACAGAGACAGCGGCCGACGGAUACGAAUGCCACAGUCAGUGGAUUCCAACGAGAAGAGCCUGCCUACGUCAGCUGCAGUUAUAGACGCGGGACGUAAGGAGGAUGAGAGGCGAUCGACAUGCGACCGCCAGGAAUUAUCGCACCGGAACUUGAGUUGUGUCGAUUCGGAUGGAGGUCACCUGCUGUUCCGGAUUUUGCCCGUGACGUUGUACGGGGAGAAUACGCAGGUCGACACCUACGCACUGCUGGAUGAAGGUUCGUCCGUCACGCUCAUUGACGACGAGCUCAUCCGCAGCCUGAACCUGAGAGGCGAGAGUCGACAACUAAAUGUGCAAUGGUUCGGCGGAAAAUCCGUCAAAGAGCACACAAGGAUGGUUAGCCUGCAGAUCAGCGCAGCGGGCAAGCCGAAGCGCCAUGCGCUGAAGAAUGUGUACGGAGUAGCAAACCUGAGUCUCCCGAUGCAGAGCUUGCGUCGAGAGGAUGUGAAGGCAGCGGGCGCGAGUGUGCGUCUGCCUGUAAAGCCGUACAACAAUGCGGCGCCAAGGAUCCUAAUUGGAUUGGAUCAUGCGCACCUAGGAAUACCCUUCAGAACCAGGAGCUAUGGAUCUGGAGGGCCAUACGCAGCAGCCACGCCACUUGGGUGGGUGGUAUAUGGACCGGUGAAAGGAAAGGCAAGUUCACCGCUUCAGAGAUCGUGCCUCCUAGCCGUGCCACAGGAUAAUCUUCUGGAGAAGAUGGUCAGCGAUUACUUCGAGAUCGAGAGUUUCGGAGUGAAGCCGGCACAGCCAGUCGCAGCUGGCGGAGUGGAGCUGGCGCCGUCAGUCGCAGAUGACGGCAACGCACGGGCCCUGAGUAUCCUGGAGGAGACGACUAAGCGAGUAGGCCGACGAUACGAGACUGGGCUGCUAUGGAGAGACGACGAGGUGAGACUGCCAGAGAGCUACAGUAUGGCACUCAACAGACUUGUCAACAUUGAGCGGAAAAUGAAGCGCGAUGUGGACUUCGCGCGGGCCUACAAAGGAAUUAUGGACGAUUACGUCAAGAAGGGUUACGCACGACGACUGGAGCCCCAGGAAGUCCAGAGGUCCCAGGAAGGCAAGGUAUGGUACCUGCCGCACUUCGGAGUAGAGAACCCGAACAAGCCUGGAAAAAUCCGGCUGGUCUUCGACGCGGCUGCCAAGGUGAACGGAGUGUCCCUGAACUCAGCGCUGAUGAAAGGCCCACAGCGCUACAAACCCCUCCCAGCGGUGCUCUUCCAUUUCCGGGAAGGAGCAGUUGGGGUUUGUGCCGACAUCAAGGAGAUGUUUCAUCAGGUAUUGAUGCAGCCAAAGGACAGAUGUGCCCAGAGGUUCCUAUGGAGGAACGGAGAAGAUCGUCGGGAGCCCGACAUAUACGAGAUGCAGGUGAUGACGUUUGGAGCGGCCUGCUCACCAUGCUCGGCGGAUUAUGUGAAGACCGUGAAUGCUUCGCAGUAUAGCAGCACGGAUCCGCGAGCAGUCCUGGCGAUCAACGAGUAUCACUACGUGGAUGACUACGUCGACAGUUUCCCCAGUGAAGAAGAAGCUAUCGCCGUCUCGUCACGGGUGAGAGAUAUACAUGCAGAAGCUGGUUUUAAUUUGUGUCGAUUUACUUCCAGUUCGGCAAGUGUGGUCAGAGCGUUGAACCCACUUGAAUCCAUCGCUAGCGUUAGAUGGACCGAAGCUGAGGAGAAGGUACUAGGAAUGUACUGGCAGCCAGCUACAGAUGACUUCAAGUUCGGCGUCAAAUACCAUCGAGUCCCAAGAAGUGUGAUGACAGGAGAACGCGUCCCCACGAAGAGGGAGUUCCUGAGCCUGGUCAUGUCCACGUUCGACCCGAUUGGGUUUUUGAGCUGCUACAUGGUGACCGCUAAAGUACUAAUGCGAGAGAUUUGGCGGAGAGGAGUCGGCUGGGACGAGCCGCUACCAGACACGUUGGCCGCAGCCUUUGAGAGCUGGCGGCAAGGGAUGAAGAAGAUCGAAGAAUUCCGAUGUCCACGCUACUAUUUCGGCGAUGGACGAGUGCGGACACUACAGCUGCAUAUCUUCGUGGAUUCAAGCCAGUCGGCGUUCGCAGCAGCGGCCUAUUGGCGGGCCACAUACGCAAGCGGAGAUGUGCAGGCGCAUUUCAUAUGUUCGAAGACGAAGUGCGCUCCGAUGAGGACUAUGUCAAUCCCGCGACUGGAACUUCAAGCAGCAGUAUUAGGAACGAGACUGAUGGACACCGUCAAGCAAGAGCACGGUGUGGCGAUCAGCAGCUGCGUACUAUGGACGGAUUCUAAGACUGUGCUGCACUGGAUAAGCAGCACCCACCGGAGAUACAAGCAAUUCGUCGGAAACCGGGUGGCAGAGAUCUUAGAAUCCACGGAGGCGUCCCAAUGGAGAUGGAUUCCGUCUGCCGAAAACGUGGCAGAUGACGCGACAAGGCCGCGCGAGUGCGUGGACCUGUCCAUUGGAUCGCGGUGGCUGAGUGGUCCACCAUUCUUACGAGGAUCAGAAGAAAGCUGGCCGAGAUCGCGCGAGGGCUGGAAUCCCCCGACGCCAGAUGAAGAGGAGAUGAAAUGUGAGUUUGCCCUAGUCAUGGCGAACUUUAUAUCGUUACAGAGAUUUUCAAGUUACAACCGAUUGGUGAGGAGCACCGCAUGGGUGCUCAGAUUUAUUCGACGAUGUCGUGGACUACGUAGCGUUCGAGAGGACCACGGACUGACGUCGAUGGAGUGCGCUGAGGCAGAGCGCACACUGAUAAGGCAAUCACAGCGAGAAGCGUUUGCCGUGGACAGCCAUGGAAAGGCCGCCAAGGGCAGCCGACUGUAUGGGUUGUCACCGUACUUCGACAAGGACGGAGUGAUGAGAGCCAGCGGAAGGAUCGACGACGCGGCGUGUGUGCCAUACAGCGCGCGACGGCCGAUCAUACUGUCUCACGAAGAGGCACUGGCGGAGAUGAUCGUGCAGCAUCACCACGAGAAGAUGUGCCACCAAAACGUGGAGGCAACUAUUGGAGCGAUCCGGCAGAAGUUCUGGAUUACGAACUUAAGGAGGCUGCUACGGAAGGUGAUGAGCAACUGCAAUGUAUGCAAGCUGCGGAAGGCGCGGCCUACGCAGCCAGAGAUGGGUCCCCUGCCAGAGGACCGGCUGGAAGCCAACGGAUGGCCAUUUAAGUAUACCGGCCUGGACUAUUUUGGACCGCUAUUUGUGACUGUUGGACGUCACACAGAGAAAAGGUGGGUGGCAUUGUUUACGUGUCUAACCACAAGGGCUAUCCACUUGGAGAUGGCCCACGAUUUGUCUACAGAUUCCUGUAUAAUCGCCAUGAGGAACUUCAUGAGCCGCCGUGGACCGGUGGUCAGGAUAAGGAGCGACAACGGGAAGAACUUCGUUGGAGCCGACAGAGAGGCCAGGAAGUUCAGCGAAGUGUUUGAGCCUGCAAAGAUCCAGGGCGAGCUGUCGUCCAAAGGAAUCGAAUGGAUCUUCAAUUGCCCGGCGAACCCAGCUGAGGGAGGCGCCUGGGAAAGGAUGGUGCAGUGCGUGAAGAAGGUGCUGGCGCACACAAUGAAGGAGCUCGCGCCCAAGGAGCACGUACUGGAGAACCUGUUGAUUGAGGCGGAGAGUAUAGUGAACUCUCGUCCGCUCACUCAUCUACCAGUGACGGUGGACCAGGAGGCUCCACUGACACCCAACGAUCUGCUGAAAGGAGUACCCGAUGUUCCGGAUCUUCCCAAGGAUAAUGGACAGGAGUCCAACGGAUGCGCUACCAGGAAGCAGUGGCGCAUAGCGAGAAUGAUGCGGGAUCGAUUCUGGAAGAGAUGGGUGCAUGAGUACCUGCCAACGCUUGUGCGCAGGGAGAGAUGGUGCAAGCAUGUCGAGCCCAUUCGUCGAGGAGACCUGGUGUUCAUAUGUGAUCCGGCCAUACCACGAAGAGAGUGGAAGCGAGGCGUCGUGGAAGAGGUGUUCACCGGAAGAGAUGGAAUCCCUCGUCGAGCGGCGGUGCGGACUAACGAUCGAGCCAAGACGAUGAUGCGUCCCGCUUCGAGGCUAGCUGUCCUGGACGUGGUGAAGGCGAGUGCUUCACGGGGUAUUGCGAUUCCAUAUGUCGACGACAUCAUAGUUCCAGCUAAAGACGAAAGUGAAGCAGUAUCCAAUCUCAAGAUAGUCAUUAAGUGCUGCGAAGAGUAUGGCUUGGUGAUCAAUCUAAAUGUAAUAGUGAUCAGUAUCUCAGACGAAAUCUGUUACGAAGUUCCCUACUCCAACAAACCAUAA